AUCACAUGCAGUCCUCUCCUCUCCCUCCCCUCUGCCCCAGCCCUUUAAAUAGCUUUAUACCACCAAGAAUUCAGUUGUGCUGGAGAGAGCAGGAGCAAGGAAAGGGAGGGACGUUUGACAGGCAAAAGUAGCAUUGCAGCAGUGGAGGGUGAGGGUCUGGAGCACCCCGUGUCAGCUCUGACAGAGCAGGAGAAGUCAGGGAUACCUAGGAACAGGGGUGUGUGCAUUUAGAUCUACAGUGCCACAUAAAUGUUUUGUAAUAACAGGCAGAGGGAAGAAGGGGAGAGAGAGCCCAGGGACAAGAAGACAACCCCAGCUCUCUGGUGAUGGCAUGGAUCGGACACUUUUCCAGCAGCUGUUUUACGUACCUCUCAGUCCUGUCACCGUCCAGUAUCCCUGAAGUGGCACAGCACAAGACUGAUGCACAGCUGCUGUUAGCAACCCAGCCAUGGCUGGAGAUUCUAGGAUCUUCAUGAACCAGGACAUGGACAUUGGAGUUGCAUCCAGAGAGCCUAAGAAGAUUCCCAAACAGGCUCGGGAUGAUGUCCCCAUUGCCACUGACCGAACCCGCCUCAUAUCAGCAGAAGGUAAGAAGCCACGCCAGCGUUACAUGGAGAAAAGUGGCAAGUGCAACGUACACCAUGGAAAUGUUCAAGAAACCUACCGAUACCUUAGUGACCUCUUCACUACACUGGUGGACCUCAAAUGGCGUUUUAAUCUUCUUGUCUUCACCAUGGUCUAUACCGUCACUUGGCUGUUUUUUGGGUUCAUCUGGUGGCUCAUUGCCUAUAUCCGGGGAGACCUGGACCAUCUUGAAGAUGAGAACUGGAUCCCUUGUGUUGAAAAUCUCAGUGGAUUUGUUUCUGCGUUUCUGUUUUCUAUCGAGACUGAGACAACAAUUGGAUAUGGCUAUAGGGUCAUAACAGAGAAGUGCCCAGAAGGCAUUGUAUUACUCCUGAUUCAGGCUAUUCUGGGCUCCAUUGUCAAUGCGUUCAUGGUGGGAUGCAUGUUUGUCAAGAUCAGCCAACCAAAGAAGAGGGCUGAAACCCUCAUGUUUUCUAACAACGCAGUGAUUUCGAUGAGAGAUGAGAAGCUGUGUCUAAUGUUCCGGGUUGGGGACCUUCGCAAUUCCCACAUCGUCGAGGCUUCCAUUAGAGCCAAACUGAUUAAGUCCAAACAGACCAAAGAAGGAGAGUUCAUCCCCUUGAACCAGACAGACAUCAACGUAGGAUUUGACACUGGAGAUGACAGGCUGUUCCUGGUCUCGCCUCUUAUCAUCUCUCAUGAAAUCAAUGAGAAAAGCCCCUUCUGGGAGAUGUCUCGCACCCAACUGGAGAAAGAGGAGUUUGAAAUCGUGGUCAUCCUGGAAGGAAUGGUGGAAGCAACAGGGAUGACUUGCCAGGCUCGCAGCUCCUACAUGGAUACCGAGGUGCUGUGGGGACAUCGCUUCACUCCUGUCCUCACCCUGGAGAAGGAUUUUUAUGAAGUCGACUAUAACAGCUUCCAUAGCACUUAUGAGACCAACACUCCUGUGUGCUGUGCCAAAGAACUGGCUGAGUCUCGCCGGGAAGGCCAGCUCCUCAGCCACCUCUCCAGUGCCACCCUCCUGAGCGGAGGCAGAGAAGCAGAGACAGCAAAAGAGGAGGAAGAGGAACAAGAGAGGGAGCCGGCAGGGUUGAAUGGAGCCAAUGGGACAGCAGGAGACGUGAAGGAAGACGUGUCUGUAUAACAUAUGAACUCUGGUGGACGGUAGAUACCAUAUACGCUUAUUGGGAGACGGUGGCCCAGUGAGUCAGGAAUUGGACGGGGAGUGAGGGACCUGAGAUUUAUGCCCACAUCUCUACUGUGUGCUGCUUGACUUGGCGAGUCACUGUACGUCACUGUGCCUCAGUUUCCUUCCUCUUUUAUCUAUACAGUGAGGUUCUGAGCUUUGCACUUGUUUGCAAAGCAUUUGAUCUCUAUGGACAAGGCUCACUAAAUACGAUCAUCACUGUUAAAAUUGAAAUUUAUGCCACUGUUUCUUUCAAAAGACAUUCAUUGGACGGUCGAAAUUAUCCCCCCUUUGAGAGGCUAUUUAAAAAGUAAAAAUCUAGGCUCUCUCAUCACAAUAAGAAGAAUGUGUUUUCAUACCUUCACUUAAUCUGUGAGUCAAUAUAUUG
Struthio camelus australis is the source of this 2159-nucleotide messenger RNA. RefSeq names its product potassium inwardly rectifying channel subfamily J member 5 (gene KCNJ5). Gene Ontology annotation, cellular component: plasma membrane. The record is from RefSeq and is a predicted model, not a curated record. Gene Ontology annotation, molecular function: G-protein activated inward rectifier potassium channel activity. Lineage: Eukaryota; Metazoa; Chordata; Aves; Struthioniformes; Struthionidae. Gene Ontology annotation, biological process: potassium ion import across plasma membrane; regulation of monoatomic ion transmembrane transport.